Messenger RNA from Selaginella moellendorffii, 938 nucleotides. Its product is annotated as AAA-ATPase ASD, mitochondrial. The record is from RefSeq and is a predicted model, not a curated record. The coding region runs from base 428 to 907 and encodes 159 amino acids. Gene Ontology annotation, molecular function: ATP binding; ATP hydrolysis activity. Lineage: Eukaryota; Viridiplantae; Streptophyta; Lycopodiopsida; Selaginellales; Selaginellaceae. The transcript is spliced from 2 exons.
AAACGCCUUCUUUGAACAUUCUAAUUAAGAAAUUACCAAGGUUAAUGAUUAUAUUGCUAGUACAAAAAGUAUGUAUAAAAGAGAAAUGAGAAUGGCGUGGCUUAUGUCGGCUCCAUCAUCGGUCUCAUUGCCUUCCUCAACACAGAGCUCCGCGACAGUUACUCCUAUCUUCUCUCCCCACAUGGUCUCCGAAAACCACCUCGGCGACUCCUAGUCGACAGCUCUCUCGCGCGCCAAACUUCGGCCGAGAGCGUCGCCGAGAUCUUCCGCGGCGUGCCUUUCAAGUGGGUCCGCCGGGUCGUCGAGAGCAGCAGUGGCAUAUCUCAGAAGCGAUCUUUCACUCUGGUCGUGGCAUGCACACUCUCGUCCCCGAUUACCUGGAGCACGUCAUAGAGCGUCCAGAAGAAAAAGCUCUUUACCUAUUUCAAUGACUACUCCUAAUCCGUGCCUUUCGACCACCCCGCCACCUAUGGGGGAGCUCAAGCGCAGGAUCAAGGAUGAUCUCCUGGGAUUCAUGGACGGCGAGGCUUACUUCCGGAAGAUCGGUCGAGCAUUGAAGCGGGGAUAUGUCCUCUACGGCCCGCCGGGCACGGGAAAGUCGUUGCUCAUCGCUGCCAUAGCUCACUUCACCAGUUACGACGUCUACGCACCGACGUCAAACGAGGAGAAAAGCAAAGUUACCUUGUCGGGCCUUCUCAACUUCACCGAUGGCCUCUGGUCGUCCACCAGCAGCGAGCGGAUCCUCACCUUCACCACGAAUCACAUCGAGGAACUCGAUGGGAGCAUGGUUAUGCACACCACCUCUCCUACUGCGAUUCCGCUGCCUUCAAGGUGUUGGCUCGGACGCACUUGGACGUUGACGACCAUCAUCUAUUUCCAAGGAUCGAGGAGCUUAUCAGCGAGGUAGAGGCUGGUAUCGCCGAGCUUCUGAUCCAGAA